AUGGUUUCGACACCUGAAGAUUCUGGUCAGUCCCAUGUGGAUGAGAAGACUUCGAACCAGUCAGACAGCAACCUGAAGCCAAAUGCCAGUCAUCAGGAGGAUGCCAUCACCUUUGCUGAUGAGACCGGGGGGGUUCACGAAGAAUAUAAGAUGACGUUGCGUCGAUUCAUGGGCUUCGUGGCCAUGGCCUUCCUUUGGACUGGUAGUCAAAUUCCGGUUUAUCUUUUUGGUGGUAUCCCGCCCAUCAUCUAUGGCGAUAUUGGUGGUGUUGAUAGAUGGGUCUGGUUUGUUCUAGCAAACUUGCUUGCUUUGGCUGGAGUCUGUCCUUUCGUCGGCUCCCUCUCCGAUCUCAUCGGACGCCGAUAUGUCGCUCUCAUCGGGGCUACUUUGGUUCUUAUCGGAAUGAUCAUUUGCUCGACGGCACAUACUAUGAAUACCUUCAUUGCCGGUAUGGCUAUUGCAGGUGCAGGUGCAGGGGUGAACGAACUAACAGCACUGGCCGCCACGGCCGAGAUGGCACCAACUCGCCAACGGGGCAAGUAUGUGGCUAUUUUGAUCUUCACAAUAGCCCCCUUCGCGCCAUCGGUAUUAUGGGCCCAAUUGAUCGCCGAUGCCAGCAGCUGGCGCCAUGUCGGUGCUUUCUGUGGAGCAUGGAGUGCGCUCGGCCUGCUCAUCACCGCUUUGUUCUACUUCCCACCACCCCGAGUAAACUCGGAGGGCCUUAGUAGAGCAGAAAUUAUCAGCAGAGUUGAUUUUGUUGGAGGGAUCCUCAGUAUCGUCGGAUUAAUCCUCUUUAUGGCUGGCAUGCAAUGGGGUGGAUAUCAGUAUGAUUGGGACAGUGCACAUGUUCUCGCCCCUCUUAUAAUUGGGGUGGUCCUGCUAGCUUGCUUCGCGUUUUGGGAGAUUUAUGGUGCUAAGUACCCUAUCUUCCCCAGUCGAUUGAAGCAGGAAUCUCGUACUCUCGGCCUAACGCUCGUCAUCACCUUCAUAUCCGGUGCGAACUUUUUUUCAGUUCUUAUGUUCUGGCCGACGCAGGCCUUCAAUGUCUACGGCCAUGACCCUCUUGGCGUUGGCAUUCGCAGUCUACCCAUUGGUUUCGGAAUCAUGGGUGGUGCUUGUAUCGUUUUAUGGCUGCUCAGUGUUCUCCGCGGUCACAACAAAGAGCUCCUAAUUGUUAGCAGCGUUUUUAUGACGGCAGGAUGUGGCGCGAUGGCUAUCGCCGAUGUUAACAACUUGCACAAGCUCUGGGGUGUCCUCAUUAUCGCUGGAUUAGGAAUUGGUGGGAUUGUUGUUCCUGCUUCUAUUAUCACAACUAUUAUCUGCCCAGAUGACCUCAUCGCAACCAUCUCCGCCCUCACUCUUUCAAUCCGUGUCGUCGGUGGCAGUAUCGGCUACACCGUUUACUACAACGUCUUCAUCAGCAAGUUUGUUCCCAACUCGCAACACUACAUUGGUGGUGUCAUGGCUACCCAGCUCAAUAUCACAGACGUCACCCUGAUCACUGAAGCGAUUGAACUCACUGGUGCCUCCCUCCUGGAAGGAUUACACGAUAUCCCGGGGAUUGCAGGGAACCAGGCGGCCUAUGAUGCUGUUGUGGCUGCUGGACAGAUGGCCUACGCGGAAAGCUACAAGUGGGUUUACUAUGUUAGUAUUGCGUUCGGAGGAAUCUCAAUUCUUUCUGCGUGUUUCCUUGGAAAUAUUGCAAAGUACAUGGACGAUCAUGUUGCUGUGAUGAUACAUUAG
Molecule: messenger RNA, 1743 nt
Organism: Aspergillus puulaauensis
Lineage: Eukaryota; Fungi; Ascomycota; Eurotiomycetes; Eurotiales; Aspergillaceae
Product: putative MFS drug efflux pump
Exons: 7
Coding region: 1-1743 (580 amino acids)
Biological process (GO): transmembrane transport
Molecular function (GO): transmembrane transporter activity
Source: RefSeq, a predicted model, not a curated record